AUGUUGGAAGAAAUAAUAAAGGAAGCAGAUGAAUACAAAGUCCAGCUUUACAGGAGGCGGCAGAUAGCUUGUGAAACCAACAAAGCCACCGACAGGGAACAGUUAUUUGAAGCGAACCAGGACAUGUUCCAUGCUGAAGCUGAGAAGAAUUACUGGAGGGCAAUUAUGGAGCUGAGCUCCAAUGAAGUGCCGGCCACUGAGAAAAGAAGGAGAAACGACAACGAGAAGAAGCCUUCUGUCAUCGUUAUUCAGGGGCCCAAGCCCGGGAAGCCAACAGACAUCUCAAGGGACAUAAUCCACCUCCUCACCACCACCUCAACCAGUCCGACAAGAAGCUAA
Molecule: messenger RNA, 339 nt
Organism: Vitis vinifera (wine grape)
Lineage: Eukaryota; Viridiplantae; Streptophyta; Magnoliopsida; Vitales; Vitaceae
Product: clathrin light chain 2-like
Exons: 2
Coding region: 1-339 (112 amino acids)
Biological process (GO): intracellular protein transport; clathrin-dependent endocytosis; clathrin coat assembly
Cellular component (GO): clathrin coat of coated pit; clathrin coat of trans-Golgi network vesicle; plasma membrane
Molecular function (GO): clathrin heavy chain binding; structural molecule activity
Source: RefSeq, a predicted model, not a curated record